Messenger RNA from Impatiens glandulifera, 891 nucleotides. RefSeq names its product pectinesterase inhibitor 10-like. The record is from RefSeq and is a predicted model, not a curated record. Gene Ontology annotation, biological process: negative regulation of catalytic activity. The transcript has a single exon. Bases 1 to 891 code for a protein of 296 amino acids. Gene Ontology annotation, molecular function: enzyme inhibitor activity. Lineage: Eukaryota; Viridiplantae; Streptophyta; Magnoliopsida; Ericales; Balsaminaceae.
AUGGAAUCACCCAAUAUUCAACAAUUCUCUCUAUUACUCCUCCUCACAAUCUUCUUCCCCAUUUCAUUAGCCGUCUGCCUUCCCAAAAACCCUAGUUCUUUCCCUCCAUUCGCCGCCGCCCCUUCACUGUUUACUUCUCCGGCUUAUGCCCCAAAUGAAGAUUCUUCAUUCCCCCCAGAUUACUCACCUUUGUCCUCACCGGCGUAUCCCCCUGUCGUCGACGAUUUUCCCUUCAACGAUUACUCAUCUUUACCCUCACCGGCGUAUGCCCCUUCACCUUCAGAAUUAGAUUAUUCAUUACCCCCCGAUUACUCACCUUCAUCCUCACCGGCGUAUGCUCCUAAUUCCCCAAAUUACUCACCUUUAUCCUCUCCUGCGUACGCCCCUGAAAUUAUCCCCGAUUUCUUAUUCAGCCCUGAUUUCGCUCCAUCUGUAAACGGAAUCGACGUUAAUCCUGACCUCGAGAAGAUUUGUAACUACACGGAUUAUUACGAAAUCUGCGUCCAAUUAAUCUCUCCUCUGUUAAACGGAAAAACGGACGUAAUCUCCGUAUUCAAGUUGGCGGUAAAGGUGGCGGCGGAUGGUACAAAACAGGCGAUCGCGUCCGCAGAUAAGCUAGCCUUAGAUAAGGGAAAUUCAGCACAAUUGUCGUCCAUCAUUGGGGAUUGCAAAGACAGUUAUACAGACUCGCUUGAGAACUACGAUGAGACAUUGUCGGCUCUGUCUGGAAAGGAUGUCGGAACGAUGAGCAGCAUGCUUAGCGCUUCCAUAACGGAUUUCAGCGAUUGCGAUGAUUUUCUAACGGGUUAUAAAUCUCCAUUGUUGGAUUAUAACAGUAAGCUAGUCAAGUUGACUAGUAAUUGUCUCGCCAUAGCAUCGUUGAUUAAAUAA